Molecule: messenger RNA, 8437 nt
Organism: Neocloeon triangulifer
Lineage: Eukaryota; Metazoa; Arthropoda; Insecta; Ephemeroptera; Baetidae
Product: E3 SUMO-protein ligase RanBP2-like
Exons: 35
Coding region: 103-8295 (2730 amino acids)
Biological process (GO): nucleocytoplasmic transport
Cellular component (GO): cytoplasm; nuclear pore
Molecular function (GO): protein binding; GTPase activator activity
Source: RefSeq, a predicted model, not a curated record
GCGAAUGAGCGGCAUGGGGCAUGGUCAAGGAAUGUUUCGUUGAAAAGUGUCACCGUUUCGCAACUUUUUAAACUCAGUUCGCCAAGUCUGUGGUUUUUCAACAUGUUCUCAAAGAAAAAGGACUUAGACGCGUACGUCGCUGAGAUUUUCAAAAAAUCCAAGAGCGAAAAAGAGAGAAAUGCUAAAUGCCUCACCAUCGCAAAGCAGUACUCUCAACUUCAAGAGUGGGCAACUGCUCGGCGGUAUGUCGGCGCCUACAUUCAGGACCACCCGAAUUCUGCUCCCGCAAUGCGGUUGCAGGGGGAAUGUGAACAAAACCUUGGGCAGAAAGAGAGGGCACUCAACUCGUUCCGCAGCAGCCUCACGUGUGACCCCACUCAGAAAGAUCUCACUUUCAAAGUGUGCGAGUUGUUGUGCAAUGUUUCUGUUGACACUGAAACAUAUCAGUACUGGGCCGAUAGAGCUGAGGCGAUUGACAGCUCUCACCCUUCUGUUUUUAAACUAAAAGAGCACAUUCUAACCUCAACUUCAGCAACUUCUGGUGGAAGCCUAGUCUCCCUAGAGCUCGAGGCCCUUAUCAUGGCGGAGCAAAAAGCUAGACCUCAUGAUCCCAGCCCAAACUGCCGCCUCCUGAAACUGUACAUUGACAAAGCCCAAUACACCAAAGCUCAUGCUUUGGCUAUUCAGUUGGAGACUGGCUGCCCAUUUAGAAAUGAUAUCUCCUGGUAUGAAACCUUAACCAGCACUUUAGAGGCUUGCAAUAAAAAGGUUGAUGAAGAUUGGGACACGCACACCUUUAAGCUACUUGCACUUGAAAGGCUCUUGUCACUUUACCUGGAUGAAGUUCUUGGAGCUGAUAAGCAAAACAGACCACUCUCAACCUAUUCAAAUAUGAAUGUCGUUGUUGAAACAGCAUUUAAAUUAGACCAGGCCCUGUUCGAAGCUCAAAAAUUGACCUGCCACGGAUCAUCGAGCAGGCGGAUUUUGGCAGAAACCCUUUUGAAGCAUUUAGUGGCCCAGUUUGGGUUCCACUUGGUUUGCAUUCUGUACAAGAAAGCCAAGAAGGACUCAUCACUCUGGAAAUCUAAUAUCAAGUUCAGUGGUCCCCUGUUGAUGUUGGCGUGGCAAACUCUAACUCCUGAUGACGAUGCUGCUUGGCUGAAAGAUUUGCCAGAAUCCUUGCUUGACUCUACACAAGUCUGGUUAAAUGAGGGAAAGCUGCGCAGGAGCCAAGCUGGCCACAUUCUUCUCGGACUGAAUGCUAAAAGGAAGUUAAUGGACAUUGUUUCCCCUCUUCUUGUGACUAAGUGGCAAGAGAAACUCUAUGAGGCCGUAUUUUCAUCCUAUGCAAAUGAAUUGAAAACAUCUUACCUGGCAACAAGCUUGGACUCUAACAAGUUAACCAGAAGUCUACCAACCAUCAAUGAGCUUUGGUCCCAUGACGAGUCUUCUCUUUUGCAAUACUUCAAUCAGCUUCCACUCGUCAUUUGGUACGGGCUUCAAUUUAGGGCAAUUGGUCAUCCGUGGACGCCGCUGAGUGAAGCUAACGAUGAUCCAAAUAUUGUCGCACUAGAUGUGCUUCCAAAGAGGCCUCUAUGCCCUGCUUUCCACAAUUUGAAGAAAUACAACAAAGACUUCCCUGGAAUAAGUCAGGCCACACCUGAAAGCCUUUCCCAAAUGGACAUAGAUGCGUUCAUAUUUGCAAUUGUCACCUGUGCUAGUGGAAUAAUGGAAGAAAAUCAACAACGUUGGAGCAAUGAUAGGCCUGAAGUGCUCCCAGUAACUCUUUCAGACGCCUUGUGCACCCCGGCUCAGAUUUCAUGGUGGACAAGCAUUUGCCAUAUCUUGAAGCCUUCCGCAGCAAACUACUCUGUCACUCCAGAGUUAAGGAAAUUAAUCAGAAGUGGCCUUGAGGCUAUCCGAUCAGUUGAUUCUCAGAGUGGACAGCAAGACGUCCGACUGCUUUGUUCCCUUGCCAGAUUCUUUACUGCUCAAGCUACCAAAUGUCAAGAAUCAGAUGGAGACAAACAGCUUAUUACGGCUCUAUUCCUCCGUGCCAGCCACUAUUGGUCUUGCGCUAAGCCAGUUCUAGAAAGCGUGAAAAGUGGAAGAGCAACUAGGCCACUUCACAUUGAUCGACUCUUCUGUUUGCCUGGCAAAGACCUUGAUAAAAGUGCUGCUGAAUCCCUCCUUUAUGAAGCUUGCUUUGCUGAUGGGAUGCAGCUUGUAAGGAACGGCAGAUAUGAAGAGGCUAUAGAAGCUUUUGGUGAUUUGACUAGCCCAUAUGCAAGCAUGGAGCAGGCUAUGCUUUUUAAGAAAAUGGGCGAUGCUGAAAAGUCUGACAUGUCAGCCAAAGAAAUCUACUACAAGAGGUCACGUGAUAGCUUUUUUGUUACCCUGGAUAGACUUAAAGGAACAAAUGUUGACCAACGACAUCCUUUGAAUGCAUCAUUGAGAUCUCACAUAGAGGAAGUUGAGGAGCAAAUAAAUGCUUUGUUCCCUGAUGCCCACAUUAAAAAUCCAGUGCAUCGUGGUGACAUUCUCAGUGAUGCUUCUGACGAAGAAGACUUUGUCCACACCCCAAGAAUAUUUAAUAGGCUUAGAGGCCAAAGCAGUACACCUUUCACUUCUAGCCGAGCCCGUCCAGUGACUUUGUCUAAUGGCACUCCAGUCAAUGGAGGCCAGCGACUGCAAACUCAAUAUCGAUCGCCUUCACUCAUGACUCCGAGGCCUAGAGAAGAAGCUCGUCCAAGUCCAGAGAGAUUAGAGGCCCAAAUGCGACAGCUCAGUGUGCAAAGAGAGAGCGAGCUGCAGACAAUGGCUCGCAUUGUUGAGGCUACAAGAAGCAAUGACAGCGGGCUGAAAGAUGAAUUACUUUUCAUUAAGGAUGCUAUGAGAGAGAUGAGCAGAGAUUUGCAAAGAGUGGAAAGCAACCAGAAAGAAAUGAUAGAGGCACGAAGAGAACAACAAGAGUCAAACAAGAAUUUGAAAGAUAUGCAUAGUGAUAUUCAGAAGAUCCUUCGACUUCUGAAAUCAACCCGGAUCACUAAUAUUAGCCCAGUUGUUUCUGAGCCUCGUAACAUUCCUGAUGAAGACCUUUAUCUCUAUGGAGAAGAAGGUGAAAAUGAAUAUUGCACCGAUGGAGCUGCAGGAACUCAAACUCAGCAGCCAAAACAACAGUUCCCCUCCACUGCGAGCGCCCCUGCAAGUUAUCCAGCACUUUACAACCCUGCAUUGUAUCAGUUCAGAGCUCCUCCACCAAACUUCUUUCCACUUGCUCCAGGAGUUGAUACUGCUGCUUUGAUGUACCAAAAUUUGGCAUACUAUGCUCCAGGAGCUCUGCCAUUCAGUGAAGGACAACGGCUUCCGGAGUUUCAAGUUGCAACUCCUCAUCUUCUAGCCGGUCAGUUGCCAAUUGGUAACCAAGGAUUAACUCCAGCUUUCAACCAAAUUGUAGCACCUCCAACUAUUAGCAACAUCACUCCAGCGAAACCACCUCAAGUGCAUCCUGAUUUGACGCCUGCUCAAAAUUCGCUCCAAGAAAGUGCUAUCAUUCAAAUGACUCCUCAUGCAUUCCAAAUUAAUAUGCCACCUGAAGCACAGAUACCAACUGCCUCACCACUGGACAAAGCGCCUGCAGUUCCUGCAGUUUCCCCACAGAGCAUACUGCAAAAUGUCCCCUCACCUGUGUACUCUUCAGUAACUCCUGAAACGCAAAAACGCACAUCCAGAGUGUCUCGUGUGUCGGUUGGCUCUGUUGUUUCAGAAGAUGGAGAAGUACCUGAGCACGAUGCUAUACCUGAUUUCAAACCCAUCAUACCUCUGCCAGACGAAAUUGUCCCAACAACAGGCGAAGAAGGUGAAAAUCUCCUGUUUGAGAACAGAGCCAAACUCUACAGAUACAUUGAUGGUGAAUGGAAAGAGCGAGGAACUGGCGCGCUAAAAAUUUUGGAAUCGCCCAUUAACAAGAAAGUCAGGAUUCUGAUGCGCAGAGAUCAGGUUCUGAAAGUGUGCUGCAACCACUUCAUUCCAAAAGACCUGAUUCUUUCUCAUAUCAGUGGCAAUGAUAAAACAUGGUCGUGGGCUGCCCAAGAUUUUGCAGAUGAAAAAGUUAGAGUUGAAAAGUUCGGAGUCCGCUUUAAGACUGUUGAUGAUGCAAACUUAUUCAAAGAUGUGAUAGAAAGAGCAAAGAAGACCAUGCCUGACACUCCAAGCUCGAAACCAUCAACUCCUGCUGACACGCCAAAAACCCCUUUACUGUCUGCCAGCGGAACUUCGCCAAUAUUAGAGACUCCAAAAUCAUCAAAUGCUAACAAACUACCAACUCCAGCAUCAACCUUGUCUUUUGGAGGGUUUACCUUCUCCACUUCGCCCACUAUUGCAAAGAAAGGGGAAGAAGCAAAGACGGAAACUCCCAAGAAAGAAGACACUCCUGCCAAACCUGGGCCAUUUGCAUCAUUUUCUUUUGGAGCACCAAAAAGCUCCACUACGUCCUUGUUUGGUCAAACUACAACUCAAUCCUCAGGCACUUCUUCGAUUAGUUCUGCUCCAGUAUCUUUUGGAAACACAAAUACUCUGCUAAACUCACCGCUUGCCCAGCUGAGCUUUUCUAGUUUGCCGCAGAAUACGACAUCCUUUACCACAGGCCAUAGUACAUUCAAGGGAUUUGAUGGUGCUGGCUCACGUGUUUUUGGAGUUACCACGCCAGCCAAAUCAACUACGCCAGCUGCGAGCGGAACUCCUGCCAACCCUACUGCAACAGAAAGCCCUGGAGGUGAGGCUGAAACUGCUGAAGACUUUGUCCCCACUGCAGAUUUCCAACCAGUUAUUCCUCUUCCUGAGCUCAUCGAGGUCAAGACAGGUGAAGAGGGAGAAGAAGUGCUCUUCGAAUGCAGGGCAAAGCUGCUGAGAUUUGUGUCUGAGUCAAAAGAGUGGAAAGAACGUGGAAUCGGCAAGAUGAAAAUGACCUGGAAUCCCACGUCGUGCAAAGUCCGCUUGAUCAUGCGGCGCGAACAAGUUUUAAAAGUCUGCUGCAAUCACUUCCUCUUGAGGGAUAUGAAACUUGUGCCAAUCAGCUCGUCUGACAGAAGCUGGACAUGGAUCGCUCAAGAUUACUCAGAAGGCAGCAUUGAAAAGGAAACCUUUGCCAUCAAAUUUAAGAACCCAGAGGAGGCUGCCUCAUUCAAAGAAAAGUGGCUUGAGAUCCAAAAAGACAUGGUGGAUGGUGAUCAAUUGCUGCGAGGAGGCCAGCAACCAACUGCUCCAGCAAAGACCAAAGAGGACAAACCCAAACCACUCUCCGAACUAUUCAAACCAGCCACAGGCAAUUGGGAGUGUAAGAAUUGCUAUGUCUCCAACAAGGCCAAUACGAAUACCUGUGUGGCAUGUUGUUCCUCAAAAGAGGGGGCAGCUGCUGAGAUCACAAAAGUUACUACCUCGCAGCCUUCAACUGCAGACAAGGAUUUGAUGAAACAGUUCAAGAAGCCGGAAGGAAGUUGGGAAUGCAAGUUUUGCUAUGUCACAAACAAAUCUGAUGCGGUUACGUGUGUGGCUUGUGAGUCGGCUAGACCUGGUACUGAAGGAAACGAAAAACCUACUGCUCCGGCAAUCAAGAAAAUUACCCCAGGCUUGACUUUCGACUUCCAAUCGUCUGGCUCGGCAUCCAAAUUUUCAUUUGGUAAUGCUGCUGCGGCCACAGUCUCAACCAGCGUUUCCACUGGACCCACCUCAACUUUCACCUUUGGUGGCGUGAAGCCUACUACACCAGCGGUAACCACUUUUGCUUUUGGUGGUCCUCAGCCCAGCUUUGCGUUUGGCACACAAGGAACACAAAAUUCCACUGCUGACUCGACCAAAACUUUGUUUGGUGGAUCAACCUUGCCUAAAUUUGGUUUCAACUUGCCUACACCAAGCACUCCUGCCUCAACUGUGACCAGUGGGAGCAUCACUUCUCCAGGUGGAGCUGAGGAUAGUGACGGUGAAGUUGAGAAUGACGAGGGAGACCACAUUCACUUCACGCCAAUUAUCCCUCUGCCUGACGCUGUAGAAGUUGUCACAGGCGAAGAAGAUGAAGAAACGCUUUACAGUCACCGUGCCAAGCUCUACCGCUGGGCAAAUGGGGAAUGGAAAGAAAGGGGUCUAGGUGACAUAAAGAUUUUAAGGCACAAGGAGCAAGGUCAUAUUAGAAUCCUGAUGAGACGAGAGCAAGUUCUAAAGAUCUGUCUGAACCACCGUCUCUACAAAGAAACAACUUUCACUCCAAAAGGAGACACAGGUCGGUCAUUCCAGUGGUAUGCAGCUGAUUAUUCCGAAGGGGAAUACAAGCAGGAACAAUUUGCCAUCCUGUUCAAAACUGAGGAUAUUGCUAAGGACUUCAUUGAGCACAUAGAAUCGGCCAAAACUUUGCUAGGCCUAGAAAACCAAAGUAUGGCUGCUCAAGCAAGUUCCCCAGCUCAGGUCUCUACCCUCUCAGCUGCCGACACUUCAGCUGUCUCGUCCAAUUUAGACACAUCCAUUGCCAGUAGCACUCAAUUCACACCUUCCAAUAGCAUCUCAUUUGCACUCGGAAAUGAUCCGUCGGCUGCUGUAACGCCUCAGUCAGGAUCUUUCUUGUCUGGGUCAACUUUUAGCUCAGCUGUAAAAGGAAAUUUGUUCGAAGACUCUCCUUCCGAGAAUACGGAUGAUGAAGUGCACAUAGUUGAAGUGAUUGAGCCCAAAGUUUCUGAUGAAGAUGUUCAAAAAGCCCGUGCUCUUAAAUUGCCAGACAACUUCUAUGCCUACAAGCAGCGCUCUGCUUGCAAGGGUUGCAGAGGCUGCGAAAAUGAAGAUAGUGAUGCAAGCUCAACCACAGAAAAAGAUCAAACUGUGUCGAGCACCGUUCCGUCUACAUUUUCAACACCCCUCUUUGGUUCGGUUUCUUUUGGAGCUGCUGCUAAACCCGAAAAGCUUGUCAGUAGCGGAAACUCUCUUGCAACCACAAACAUGUUUGCCACAGCAUCCAACCAGCCGACGUUUGCCAGCCUGGCAAAUUCAACGUCCAAUGCUGGCUUUUCUAACUUGACCUCCAGUAGCCCUAGUUUCUCUUGGGCUGGUGCUGGCACACCAGUCUUUGGUUCAAAGGGCUCACCGGCUCUUGGUUCCAAAGGAUCAACGCCUGCGCCUGUUUUUGGCAGUGCUAAGCCUAGCCCUGUGUUUGGAACUCCUCAGGCACUUUUUUCAUCUCCUUCAUUGCAGUCCACUGCAUCUCCUAAAAACAACACUGAAGGAGGAUCUAGUGAGGAUGAAGGGGGGGAGGAAACUCAUGAUCCCCACUUUGAGCCCAUUAUUGCCUUGCCUGACAUGAUUGAAGUGAAAACUGGAGAAGAGGAUGAGGAGAAAAUGUUCUCCCACAGAGCAAAACUUUAUCGAUAUGACUCAAACACCAGGGAAUGGAAGGAACGAGGAGUCGGAGAGAUGAAAUUGCUCUACCACCAGGCCACUGGCAGGUACAGACUUCUGCUGCGCCGAGAGCAAGUUCACAAAGUUGUGCUGAACCAGUUGCUCACCAAAGACUUAGAGAUGAAGCCCAUGAAACUGACCAACAAUGCUCUUUUGUGGGGUGGGUUCAACCAUGCUGAAGAAGGAGAGGGAAAAAUGGAAGAACUUGCCGUCAAAUUUAAAAAUCAGGAAUUAGUUGACGAAUUCAAAGCCAAGGUCGAAGAGGCCAAAGAGCGGUUAGCCUCAAUGGAGACAAAACCUGCCCCCGUGGUCACGACCCCUCCUGUGGUUGAGCCUGAAAAGGUCCUAAAAGGUCCAACCACCCCAACCUUUGUUCCUCCAGCCAAUGAAGAAGACACUGACGAGGAAGAGGAGGAGGAAGAAGAAGAAGAUGACGAGGAAGACUAUGAAACCUAUGAUGAUUACGAAGAAACGGAAGUGAUGGAUGAGAGGGGCACAGUGUUUGCCCGAAAAGAUGGGAAUCCUGUCGGACCAUGGUUGGGUCUUGGCGUUGGCCACAUUAAGAUGGUGUACGCCAGUGAUGGAUUAUACAGCGUCGUUGUGGAACUGGAUGUCAGUGAGGGCAGUGAGAAUGUACGGAUCCCCAUUGACACACGCAUGAAUGCUCAAUCUGAGAAAACGCAAGACAAAGAAGUCUGUUUUUCUGGCAUGAACCAGGCACAGGACACUGACAGGGUUGAAUACUAUAAAGUUUUGUUUCCUACGAGCAGCAGCGCCGAAGAGUUUCAAGCUAAUUUCAUGGAGGGUUUAGCCAUGGCAGAUAAUUUGCAGCAGGAUGAAAAUGACGCUGAGCCCUGAAAAUUGAUGGCUGCCGACGAAAUGCAGCAGAAGUUUUUAGUUUUUAAAUGUUUCUUUCAAUAAUGAAGAUAAUUAAUAAUAAACUCUUUUUUUGCUAUUUGAUGACCAAUAAAAGGCCAAUAUGUAAUUAUUUAAGAUGAAA